This is a messenger RNA of Malassezia pachydermatis, 1056 nucleotides long. RefSeq lists its product as hypothetical. The transcript has 2 exons. Bases 1 to 1056 code for a protein of 351 amino acids. Lineage: Eukaryota; Fungi; Basidiomycota; Malasseziomycetes; Malasseziales; Malasseziaceae. The record is from RefSeq and is a predicted model, not a curated record.
AUGGAGACGUGGUACUCCUGCAUGCACACACCCCACGAGCCCAUGUCAGCGCCGCCGCUGGCCGUGCUGGAGCGAGGCGCGUCGAGAACAGAUGUAUCGAGUAGUGUGACCAUCCCGUCGAGCAUCCUGCUCUCUGACGCAUCAGUAUCGCCAGGAAUAGGGGUGGAUGUGCCUUUACUGCAGGAAGACUUGUCGGAGCCCGAAUUUCCUGCGCAGGCCAGCGAGCCUAGUGCGAUGCUGUAUACGAUGCCGGCCAAGGACCAGAUCCAACUGCCUCUCAAGCUGGGCGUGCCAGUUCUUGAUACGCGAACCAAUCCCUAUGUGGACCUUGCGACGCAUUUGCGUCGGCAUGGCAUGAACGCCGAGGCGCGUGAGUUUGCACGCUCUCAAGUCACUUGUGAGUUUGUACUGCAUGCGUUCCUCACGAUGCACAAGCCGUCUACGACGCCGAGCGAGGACACUGCUGAGCGAGCGAGCAAGGCGGGAGAGGAUGUGGCGCGUGCUCUUGAGCAGUGUUUCCAGCUGAGUUUGCCCAGUGUGCAUGAACAACUGCGUCAUGCUGCGAUGGGGAUGUCGAUGCCGCCGGGCCAUGCCAUUCUUCCGUCGGCGCUACGUCUUGCAUGGACGCGAACGGGACCGUACGACAAGACACAGAGCGUGCCGGUGCUACCAACCCAUGUCCUUGCGUUGGGCCGGCACGUCCAAAGCGUCAAGGAUACGCAGGGCGCUGAGCAUACGCUGGCCGUGACGCCCUGUGUGUUGGUGCCAGUGCACUGGAUUGUGUACGUCCUGCAAUGUGCGCAUAUGCCUACUGCUAUAUCCUUCAGCUCGGCGCAGGGGGGCACGCUGCCCGUUGUGCCUAUGGCCAUGCCGUACCCCAAGCUGUGGUCCCACAUGCACUUGUGGCUCUACACGCGCGACCCGAGCAAGCUGCUGGCCAGUCUGCUCCCGCUCGCAUCGAUGCUGCAUAUGGUGCAUGGCACGUCGCUCGAUGGCCUUCCAUUCUCUGCGAUCAUCGAUGUGCUCGCAUGCCACGGGGAUGGGACUUGGUCGUAG